GGACGACUGGUGUUUUACUGGAGCCGUUAAACACCGGUUGCAUAAAAGCUUGCCAGCAAAGGCGUGCAGGACUUUGAUAAGCUCACUUCACAGGGCGAGUGAGCAAAACACUUUGUGAGCCAAGUUAGCUUGUUGAGAAAGCGAGAAAUGCAGUCUGUGGUGAAACAAAACCUCCACUCGGAGACUGAAGGAGACGUCAACAAACUCAUCAACCUGAAGCUCAAUGCAUCCUACACUUUCCUUGCUUUGGGGAUGUAUUUUGACAGGGAUGAUAUUGCCCUGCCAAAAUUCUCCACUUUUUUCCUGGAGCGCUCGGUGAAAGAGAGGGAACAAGCUGAGAAGCUGCUGGAAUAUCAGAACAUGAGAGGAGGUCGGAUUUUGCUUCAGACCAUUGCCAAACCAAGUAGAGAGGAUUGGAGAGGUGGUUUGGAUGCAAUGUCCUUUUCCCUGGACUACCAGAAGUCCUUGAACACAUGUAUCCUCGAUGUGCACCGCAGAGCUGGUGUCCACUCCGACCCUCAUAUGUGUGACUUCCUGGAGCAGCACUUCCUUACCGACAGCCAUGAGACCAUCAAGAAGCUGGGUGAUUACGUUGGCAGUCUGACCCGCAUCACUGCGUCCGAGACACACGGCCCAAUGGGAGAAUACCUCUUUGACAAGCACACUCUGUAAAGGUCACUCCAGUACAGUGAAAUAAGCUCCACAUUUCGAAAGAUACAUAGAGUCAAGAGGGCAGCAGUCCCUCACAUGGUCAUGGUGUAUUCUUCUCCGUUUAGAAAGCUAUACAAUAUUUUUAGAGUUUGUUACAAGCGUCUCGUGUCAAUGGCAAAAAGAGACGUUCAAAGCAAAAUAACAGAAAAUACCUCAAUUUUUUUCUUGAAAACCACACUCUGAAAAAUAGCGUUCCCAAUAUGGUGCUAACACUACCAUUUUCCUCAGCUGUUAAAAUGAGGUAUUUGUUCAUUUAAACUCCGUUACAUCAUGUGUCAUUCAUUCCAGUGUGUCAAGAGGUUUUAACCUUCACAAAUAUUUUGUAAAAAUGCAUAUUAUUUUAAGUCAAAUAGAUAAUCUGAGAUUUGGAAUAUCAUUGAAACUUUGAAUAAAGCCAGAUUAUGCUGAUGUGUAA
This is a messenger RNA of Epinephelus fuscoguttatus (brown-marbled grouper), 1126 nucleotides long. Its product is annotated as Ferritin, lower subunit-like. The coding region runs from base 148 to 672 and encodes 174 amino acids. Gene Ontology annotation, molecular function: ferric iron binding; ferrous iron binding. The record is from RefSeq and is a predicted model, not a curated record. NCBI's taxonomy places the organism in Eukaryota, Metazoa, Chordata, Actinopteri, Perciformes, Serranidae. Gene Ontology annotation, cellular component: cytoplasm. Gene Ontology annotation, biological process: iron ion transport; intracellular iron ion homeostasis. The transcript has 5 exons.